AUGGACUCAAAUUGGUUAGAACUUGGUGAUUCUUCUCUCAGUUUCGACAUCAAUCUCAAUUCUCAUCAUGGAUUCUUCAAUCAUCAUCAUCAUCAUCAUCAUCAGAAACAGGAGUUUCAAACUGAGAUUGUUAAUCCCAGGACUAAACCCUCAGUGCACCAAGAGGCAAGUUUGUUAGUAGAGAAGUUGAAUCGUGUGAAUGAAGAGAACAAGAAGCUAAGUGAGUUACUGGCUUUGACAUGUGAGAAUUAUAACAGUUUGAAGAGCCAAAUGAUUGAUUUAUUGAACAAGAAGAACGAGAAUGAAGGGCUUGCUUCUUCUGCUGCUCCCAAGAAGAGAAAGGCUGAUCAAGAGAUUAAAGGAGGAAGACAUGAAGACAAUUCUGAGAACAGUUCUAGUACUGAUGAAGAAUCAUCCCAAAAGAGAAUAAAGGAAGACAUGAAAACAAAGAUCUCAAGGGUUUAUGUACGCACAAGUGCUUCUGAGACUAACCUUGUUGUAAAAGAUGGAUAUCAAUGGAGGAAAUAUGGUCAGAAGGUCACCAGAGACAACCCAUCUCCUAGAGCUUACUUCAAGUGUUCCUUUGCACCAAGGUGCCCUGUAAAGAAGAAGGUGCAAAGAAGUGCUGAAGAUCGAACCAUAUUGGUAGCAACAUAUGAAGGCGAGCACAACCACCCAAACCCUUCAAGUGCUGAGACAGCAUUGGGUUCAAAUCAUGGUGUAACCGCCGCCCUAUGUGGCUCAAUCCCCUGCUCGGCCUCAAUAAACUCAUCUAGUUCAGGUGGUCCAAUGAUAACACUAGAUCUAACCCAGCCUGCAGUUAAUGAAGCAAAGAAUUGUAGCAGCCCAGAAUUAAAGUCACCGGCGUUCCAGCAGUUGUUGGUUGAACAAAUGGCUUCUUCUUUGUCCAAAGAUCCUACUUUCACGGCAGCACUUGCAGCGGCUAUCUCCGGAAGAAUUCAAAAGCAAUCCGUAGCUGGAAAAUAUUGAUAAAAGAAUUUUCUUUGUAUUUUGUU
Messenger RNA from Telopea speciosissima, 1016 nucleotides. Its product is annotated as probable WRKY transcription factor 40. The transcript has 4 exons. Gene Ontology annotation, biological process: regulation of DNA-templated transcription. The record is from RefSeq and is a predicted model, not a curated record. Gene Ontology annotation, molecular function: sequence-specific DNA binding; DNA-binding transcription factor activity. The coding region runs from base 1 to 990 and encodes 329 amino acids. Lineage: Eukaryota; Viridiplantae; Streptophyta; Magnoliopsida; Proteales; Proteaceae.